GUGUGUGUGUGUGUGUACUUUAGUGUGGGCCGAUUCACGCUUUCCGCGUGCCCAAGCCGAGCCGUUGGAGCCGGAUAUGUUGUUUUUCCUAUUUAUAGGGCAACACAACAACUCCGAAAACUCACACGCAAAUUUUGAGUACGCACAAAGAACGUGAAAACUACACAAAAAGGAAGAGGUGAAGCGUGAGAAUUCGUGGCGCAUUUUUUAUCGGUAACGACGAAAAAAUGGUGAUGAUAGAUCAGUAUAUUUUUGGAUGUUUCGCCGCUUCGCUGUUUGGAUUCGCUUUGCUCUACAACUUGCGCCGGAAGAUAAGGCGGAAUAGAGGCUCCAAGGCUGCCGGAAAGGAUGAAUGCAUUAAGACUUCCGCCGCCGUCAGCGCUGGAUUGAGGCAGGAUACCGGCGACGACGCCGACAUUAUCAUUGUCGGUGCCGGUGUUGCGGGGGCGGCGCUGGCUUAUACCCUCGGCAAGGAUGGACGUCGAGUUCAUGUCAUUGAAAGAGACUUGACCGAGCCAGAUCGCAUCGUUGGCGAACUUCUCCAGCCUGGCGGUUAUUUGAAGUUGAUUGAGUUAGGUCUUGAAGAUUGUGUGAGAGAAAUCGAUGCUCAACAAGUAUUUGGAUAUGCCCUUUACAAGGAGGGUAAAGACACCAAGUUAUCUUACCCCUUAGAGAGAUUCGAUGCCGACGUCGCCGGCAGAAGCUUUCACAAUGGCCGGUUCAUCCAAAGGAUGAGAGAGAAGGCUGCAACACUUCAAAAUGUAAGGCUUGAACAAGGCACAGUAACGUCGUUGCUUGAAGAAGAGGGAAUUGUUAGAGGUGUGCAAUACAAGACCAAGAAAGGCGAAGAGAUCACAACUUAUGCUCCUCUUACCAUUGUUUGCGAUGGAUGUUUUUCGAACUUGAGGCGCUCUCUCUGUUCUCCUCAGGUAGAGAACCCCUCUUGUUUCGUCGGUCUGAUCCUGGAAAACUGUGAUCUCCCACAUGCUAAUCAUGGACAUGUUGUUCUUGGCGAUCCUUCACCUAUCCUGUUUUAUCCCAUCAGCAGUACAGAGAUACGCUGUUUGGUUGACGUUCCCGGGCAGAAGGUUCCAUCCAUUUCCAAUGGUGAUAUGGCCCAUUAUCUGAAAACUGUGGUGGCUCCUCAGGUUCCUCCUCAGCUGCAUAAUUCAUUUAUAGCUGCAAUCGAGAAAGGAAAUAUAAGGACCAUGCCAAACAGAAGCAUGCCAGCAAAUCCUCUUCCCACCCCUGGCGCUCUUUUGUUGGGGGAUGCAUUCAACAUGCGCCACCCUUUAACCGGUGGAGGAAUGACCGUGGCUCUGUCUGAUAUUGUUCUCCUUCGCAAUCUUCUUAGGCCUAUUGACAAUUUAAAUGAUGGAUCCACACUCUGCCAAUAUCUCGAAUCCUUCUACACUCUAAGAAAGCCAGUGGCAUCUACCAUCAACACAUUGGCCGGAGCGCUCUACAAAGUUUUCUGUGCUUCACCUGAUCCAGCAAGGAAGGAAAUGCGUGAGGCUUGUUUCGACUACCUGAGCCUAGGAGGCAUCUUCUCAGAAGGCCCAAUCUCCUUACUUUCUGGAUUGAACCCACGCCCAUUGAGCCUCUUUCUCCACUUCUUCGCCGUGGCUGUCUAUGGAGUAGGUCGUUUACUACUUCCAUACCCUUCACCAAGCAAGGUUUGGUUGGGAGCGAGAUUGCUUUCGGGUGCAUCUGGAAUCAUUUUCCCAAUUAUAAAAGCAGAAGGCGUUCGACAAAUGUUCUUCCCUGCUACUGUGCCAGCGUACUACAGAGCAGCCCCUGUUAAGUAGAAGAUAAACGGCCAAAUUAUCAUAUUCAUUAUUUUGUUCUUUGCUUUAGAAUGAAAAGAAAAAUAGUGUGUUGAUUUGCCUGAAGAAAUACUAGUACUAUAGCUCUGUAUGUUGUCUCACUCAAAGAAGCAGAAGUGCAACACCAAUACAAUAAGCUAGAAGUGCCAACACAAUAUUAUUACAGUGUAAAGCAUUUACCAAAACGUAGAUCUAAAUUUCUACUAAUCGGGAGUAAAUCUUCAUAUCAACUUGUAUUAUAUAUACUCUCUUAUUGGGAAUAAAUUUGUUCAAUACUAUUUGUUA
Molecule: messenger RNA, 2111 nt
Organism: Salvia miltiorrhiza (redroot sage)
Lineage: Eukaryota; Viridiplantae; Streptophyta; Magnoliopsida; Lamiales; Lamiaceae
Product: squalene monooxygenase SE1-like
Exons: 8
Coding region: 228-1808 (526 amino acids)
Biological process (GO): sterol biosynthetic process
Cellular component (GO): membrane; endoplasmic reticulum
Molecular function (GO): squalene monooxygenase activity; flavin adenine dinucleotide binding
Source: RefSeq, a predicted model, not a curated record